Messenger RNA from Phragmites australis (common reed), 418 nucleotides. RefSeq lists its product as uncharacterized. The record is from RefSeq and is a predicted model, not a curated record. The transcript has a single exon. Bases 11 to 343 code for a protein of 110 amino acids. Lineage: Eukaryota; Viridiplantae; Streptophyta; Magnoliopsida; Poales; Poaceae.
UCAUUGCGAUAUGGGAAUGGAGGGGCUGAUCCCUUUCGUCUACGGCGCGAUCAAGAAGCGAAGGGGGACGAGAAGGACGGCGCACCACGAGUUCGUCUCCUCCCCUGGCUCUCCUCCGACGCGGGGGCGGGCCCCGGAGCGCUUCACCGGCGGCGCCUACCACUCCCACAGUCAGAGCUGCCGCUUCGUCGUCGCGCCUUCGCUGGCCGACGAGCUCGAUCUCUUGCACGACGGCGACGGCCGCGCACCGCCUGAGGGUCUCCCAGACGCGCCGUUCCUGCCGGCCGGCGAUGGUCGCGGGUUGUCCAGGUCUCGGAGGUUCAGUAGCAUGCGCGUGAGGUGACAAUUAACUUUGGAGUGUUCUCAGUUCAAACUGUCGUCUACCUUUAGUUCUUUUGUUUUUCUUUUAAACAUUGAG